AUGAUAAAUACAGAUGCAGAACCAAAAGUCAAUAUUCUAAAAGGCUCCAGCAUCUCAGAGCAAGAAAGGACCUGGGAACCAUCUAGUUCAACCCACUUAUUUUCCAGAAUCAACUCCAAAAUGACAACUCCAACUGAGUGUCUACACUGCAUGAAAUCAGUUUAUGGAAAGGAAUAUACAGUAAAGAACGACGAGGCUUACUGUAUCCCUUGUUAUAACCUGCUCUUUUCUAGCAUAUGUGAGAAGUGCAAGGGAACCAUUGGAUAUAAUUCAAGGGAUUUUUCCUACAAAGACCUACAUUGGCAUGACGACUGCUUCAAGUGUGCCAAGUGUAAUCGCUCUUUGAUGGAAAAGCCUUUUGCUGUCAAGGAUAAAGUCUUGCUGUGUACUGCGUGUUAUACUAAUGAGCAUUCCUCCAAGUGCUUCCAGUGUAAGAAGAUCAUUAUGCCUGGCUCCCGCAGAAUAGAAUUCAGGGGAAACGAAUGGCAUGCAAGUUGUUUUAUUUGCCAGUCUUGUGGACAACCUAUGGGAAAAAACCCUGUAAUGACCAAAGACAGUAAAAACUACUGUGUGCCCUGUUUUGAGAAGCAUUUUGCUCCAUUUUGCAAAUCUUGCGAGAAGGUGGUAAGUGUGGGAGGAAUGACUUUCCACAACAAACCCUGGCACAAGGACUGCUUUCUGUGCUCUCGCUGCAAGAAAAAGCUGUAUGGAGAAAAUUUUUUUUCAAGGGAUGAUGAUCCAUUUUGCCAAGAUUGCUAUGCCGACCUUUACGCUCUGAAAUGUGAUGCAUGCGACAAACCCAUCACUGCUCUGGGAAAUCCCCAGUACGUCACUUUCCAGGAGCGCCAGUGGCACAGCGACUGUUUCAGAUGUGGAAAAUGCAACGCCUCCUUAGUGGGCCAAGGCUUCCUGACUCAUCAAGACACCAUUCUCUGCCAGGAAUGUGGUUCCAACCCAGAGUCUGAGAUCUGAGUGGUGCAACACUCCUUUCACCUGUGUUUCUUGAGGGUUUCACUCUCACUAAAUCUAGACCUCAACUGAAGUAAGAUGUUAUUGCUGUUCAGUUGUU
Molecule: messenger RNA, 1069 nt
Organism: Vombatus ursinus (common wombat)
Lineage: Eukaryota; Metazoa; Chordata; Mammalia; Diprotodontia; Vombatidae
Gene: FHL5
Product: four and a half LIM domains 5
Exons: 6
Coding region: 1-972 (323 amino acids)
Biological process (GO): positive regulation of transcription by RNA polymerase II
Cellular component (GO): Z disc; nucleus
Molecular function (GO): transcription coactivator activity
Source: RefSeq, a predicted model, not a curated record